CUUUGUGAAAGCACAGAUCCACCCUUGGUACGUGGCCAAGCUGAAGCUGCAUAAAACUAGGCUUAGUUACAGCUCUCAGUCAUACACCUUCCUGACAACAUGAAGACCAGAAGCUUCUUGGUCCAGGUGGUGGUCCUUCUCAUCCUUGGGAUGCUGGUGGCAGAGGCAGCUGUCGUAACAGGUCGCCCAAAAGGUCAAGGCACUACGAAAGGAAAUGUUGUAGUCAAUGGAAAGGGUCCAAUCAACGGUCAAUAUCCUGUCAAAGGACAAGAUCCAGUGAAAGGUCAAGACCCAGUCAAAGGACAAGAUCUAGUGGUAGGACAAGACCGAGCCAGAUUUUUAUUCAAGCCUGGCUACUGUCCCAGGUUUCUGUACAAAUGCGUCUUGUGGAAUCCCCGUAACAAGUGUCUGAUAGAUGCUCAGUGCCCAGGGGCCAAGAAGUGCUGUGAAGGCUUUUGUGGGAAGACCUGUAUGGAUCCCCGGUGAGGUAGAGUCUUCUUGCUGCACCUGUGACAUCCCCAGGGAUGUAUGCCCCGGUGCCUGCCGCACGACCCUCUCCCAGACUGCCCCUUCUUCCUCUCAUUCAGGAGGCCCAAGCUUGAGCAUGGACUGCCUCCCUCAUGAACUUUCCAAUAAAAGACUGCUUUCAAUUCCA
Messenger RNA from Dama dama (fallow deer), 655 nucleotides. Its product is annotated as elafin-like. Gene Ontology annotation, biological process: copulation. Gene Ontology annotation, molecular function: peptidase inhibitor activity. Bases 100 to 486 code for a protein of 128 amino acids. Gene Ontology annotation, cellular component: extracellular region. The transcript is spliced from 3 exons. The record is from RefSeq and is a predicted model, not a curated record. NCBI's taxonomy places the organism in Eukaryota, Metazoa, Chordata, Mammalia, Artiodactyla, Cervidae.